AUGCCUUCAUCAAUAUCGGUAAAAUUGGUCGCUGCUGAGUCCCUAUAUAAGAGAGAUGUCUUUAGAUCUCCUGAUCCAUUCGCUGUCUUGACCAUUGAUGGUUACCAAACAAAAUCCACCGCUGCGGCAAAGAAAACUUUGAAUCCAUAUUGGAAUGAAACAUUUAAAUUCAAUGACAUUACUGAAAAUUCAAUAUUAACUAUCCAAGUGUUUGACCAAAAAAAAUUUAAGAAGAAAGAUCAAGGGUUCCUUGGUGUCGUUAACGUUCGUAUAGGGGAUGUGCUUGGUCAUUUAGAUGAAGAUACCACCUCCUCUAAUGGAUCCAGGGAAGAAACAAUUACUAGAGAAUUGAAAAGAUCAAAUGAUAGUACCGCCGUUAGUGGUAGAUUGAUUGUUGUUUUGUCUUCCACUACAACAAGUGCUGGAACUGCCACGACUCAAACAGCAGCCUCCUCCGCUACCGCCAAUAGUAACACAACAAAUAAUGCAUCGGCAAGUAACACAUCAACAACAAGAACCAGUGGUCAUACCACACCAUCAACAGUGACAAAUGCAUCUCGUCAAGAUAACUUAACAACUGGAAGCUCUACAACCAAUACGUCGGGAGCUCAUACACCCAGACCUACAGCCCAAGCUGUGGAAUCCACUCUACAAAGUGGAACCAAUGCAAACGCUGUAGCUAGCACCACUAACACAGCUGCAAACACCAGACAAUAUUCUUCCUUUGAGGAUCAAUAUGGUCGUUUGCCGCCUGGCUGGGAAAGAAGAACUGAUAAUUUCGGUAGGACUUAUUACGUAGACCACAACACAAGAACGACUACUUGGAAGCGUCCCACCUUGGAUCAGACCGAACAAGAGCGUGGGAAUCAAAUGAACGCGAACACAGAAUUGGAAAGAAGACAACAUAGAGGAAGAACGUUACCUGAUGGUUCUUCAAACAGUAUCUCUGAACCAUCUUCUACUUCAGGAGCUGUAUCUGUUCAAGUGGGUGGUUCUUCAACUACACCCGCUAUAAAUGGUACUGCUGCUGCCGCAUUCGCUGCCACUGGUGCUACUACCUCUGGAUUGGGAGAACUUCCAUCUGGUUGGGAACAACGUUUCACCCCUGAAGGAAGAGCUUAUUUUGUAGAUCAUAACACAAGAACCACUACAUGGGUAGAUCCAAGAAGACAGCAGUAUAUUAGAACAUAUGGUCCAACAAAUACUACAAUUCAACAACAGCCUGUAUCUCAAUUAGGUCCAUUACCAUCUGGUUGGGAAAUGAGAUUAACUAACACGGCUCGUGUAUAUUUCGUAGAUCAUAAUACCAAGACUACAACAUGGGAUGAUCCAAGAUUGCCAUCUUCAUUAGAUCAAAAUGUCCCACAAUAUAAACGUGAUUUCAGACGUAAAGUUAUUUAUUUCAGAUCUCAACCUGCCCUAAGAAUAUUACCUGGUCAAUGUCAUAUUAAAGUUCGUAGAAAGAAUAUCUUUGAAGAUGCUUAUCAAGAAAUAAUGAGACAAAGUCCUGAAGACUUAAAGAAGAGACUGAUGAUUAAAUUCGAUGGUGAAGAAGGUUUGGAUUAUGGUGGUGUCUCCAGAGAAUUCUUCUUCCUCUUGUCUCAUGAAAUGUUUAACCCAUUUUAUUGUUUAUUUGAAUAUUCCGCACAUGAUAACUAUACCAUUCAAAUUAACCCAAAUAGUGGUAUUAACCCUGAACAUUUGAACUAUUUCAAGUUUAUUGGAAGAGUUGUUGGGUUAGGUGUCUUCCAUAGAAGAUUCUUAGAUGCAUUCUUCGUUGGAGCUCUUUAUAAAAUGAUGCUAAGGAAAAAAGUUAUAUUACAAGAUAUGGAAGGUGUGGAUGCUGAUGUGUAUAAUUCUUUGAACUGGAUGUUGGAGAACAGUAUAGAUGGUGUAUUAGAUCUAACGUUUAGUGCUGAUGAUGAAAGAUUUGGUGAAGUUGUCACUGUCGAUUUGAAGGAAAAUGGUAGAGAUAUUGAAGUUACUGAUGAAAAUAAGAAAGAGUAUGUGGAAUUAUUUGCUCAAUGGAAGAUUGUUGAUAGAGUGCAAGAACAAUUUAGAGCUUUUAUGGAUGGUUUCAAUGAAUUAAUACCGGAAGAUUUAGUUACGGUGUUUGAUGAACGUGAACUGGAACUAUUGAUUGGUGGUAUUGCUGAAAUUGAUGUUGAAGAUUGGAAGAAGCAUACUGAUUACCGUGGUUAUCAAGAAUCUGAUGAAGUCGUUAAAUGGUUCUGGAAGUGUAUUAGUGAAUGGGAUAAUGAACAAAGAGCUCGUCUGUUACAAUUCACUACAGGUACGUCACGUAUUCCUGUAAAUGGUUUCAAAGAUUUACAAGGGUCAGAUGGACCAAGAAGAUUUACCAUUGAAAAGGCAGGUGAAGCUCAACAAUUACCGAAGUCACAUACUUGUUUCAACAGAGUUGAUUUACCGGUAUACGAAGAUUAUGAUAACUUAAAGCAAAAAUUGACUUUAGCUGUUGAAGAAACCAUCGGGUUUGGUCAAGAAUGA
This is a messenger RNA of Naumovozyma castellii, 2508 nucleotides long. It is a transcript of the gene RSP5, whose product is annotated as NEDD4 family E3 ubiquitin-protein ligase. The record is from RefSeq and is a predicted model, not a curated record. NCBI's taxonomy places the organism in Eukaryota, Fungi, Ascomycota, Saccharomycetes, Saccharomycetales, Saccharomycetaceae. Bases 1 to 2508 code for a protein of 835 amino acids. The transcript has a single exon.